Messenger RNA from Colletotrichum karsti, 1152 nucleotides. RefSeq names its product TfdA family Taurine catabolism dioxygenase TauD. Gene Ontology annotation, molecular function: 2-oxoglutarate-dependent dioxygenase activity. The coding region runs from base 1 to 1152 and encodes 383 amino acids. The transcript has 3 exons. NCBI's taxonomy places the organism in Eukaryota, Fungi, Ascomycota, Sordariomycetes, Glomerellales, Glomerellaceae. The record is from RefSeq and is a predicted model, not a curated record. Gene Ontology annotation, cellular component: cytoplasm.
AUGGCACCCUCAGCAACUUCAACGGCCACCGUGACCGACCCGGCCAACUUGCCGGUAAACAACCUCCGUCUGUACGCUGACGGCUCCGGCGACUACAAGGAGCUGUCGCCUGUUGUGUAUGACAAGGAGGCCGAGGCCAAGGGAGGAGAUGGUCACGAGGGCGCGAAGUACCCUCACUACCUCCCAACGUGGAACCCCGAGCAACAAUACCCUCCUCUGCAGCCUUUCCAGCAUGUCGAGCACGGAAGGGACGCAGACCCUAGCUUCCCUAACCUUCUUCCCAAGGGCCAAGCCCAAGUUACCGAUCUGACGCCCAGUAUCGGCGCUGAGGUCAGGGGCGUUCAGCUUAGCAAGCUCAGCGAUGCCGGCAGGGACGAGCUGGCUCGCUUCGUCGCCGAGCGUAAGGUCGUGGCUUUCCGCGCUCAGGACUUCGCCGACCUUUCCAUCGAGAAGGCUCUCGAGUUCGGUGGUUACUUCGGCCGCCACCACAUUCAUCCCACCUCGGGAUCCCCAGAGGGUUUCCCAGAGGUCCACCUCGUCCACCGUGCCGCAGGCGACCGUUCGGCCGAGAAGUUCUUUGCCACCAGAACCAGCUCCAUUGCUUGGCACUCCGAUGUCUCCUACGAGGCACAGCCCCCUGGCACUACUUUCCUAUACAUCCUCGACAAGCCCGAGACCGGAGGCGAUACCCUUUUCUGCAAUGCAGCAGAAGCUUACAACAGACUGAGCCCGCUAUUCCAGGAAAGACUUCACGGCCUUCAAGCUGUCCACUCCGGCAUUGAGCAGGUUGCUGCUUCUGUGAAGAAGGGUAGCAUCAAGCGCCGCGAGCCUGUUGCCAACACCCACCCUAUCGUCCGUACACACCCCGUCACUGGCGAGAAGGCUUUGUUCAUCAACCCUCAAUUCACCCGUGAGAUCGUUGGCCUCAAGAAGGAGGAGUCAGACGCACUUCUCAAGUUCCUCUACGAGCACAUCGCGUGGGGUGCUGACUUCCAUGCCCGUGUCAAGUGGGAGGAGGGAACCGUCGUGGUCUGGGAUAAUAGAGUCACUCAACACUCGGCUCUCAUUGACUGGAACAACGGUUCCAGGAGGCACCUUGCCAGAAUCACUCCUCAGGCUGAGCGACCAUACGAGACGCCGUUCAAGGGUUAG